UAAAUCAGUGAAAAAUCAUUCCUUUCUAGGUUUCCUAUAUAGUAUAGAUCUAUCAAUGGUGGUUCUGCAUGAAGGAUCAGCCUAAUGCUCAAGUUGAGUUGCAAUAUUAGCCAACGAUGACUGCAUAUUUGUACCAGUGAAGCUAUCAAAAGAACAAUCUCUAGUAGUAAAGUCUCUGGUUUAGUCUACAGUUGUAAAAUCUGGCUGAAUACCAAAGAACAAUCUAUAUUAGUAUUGUUAUAUAUAGAUAUAUAUGUGUAUUCUUUGUGCAAGGCUCUCCCAAAAAGCUUCAGGUUACGCCUUAGAGUUUUAAAACAUUGGGUAAGAUAAACUGGGCGUUAAUAACUAGCAUGAAACCCUCAAAUUUUCUUUCAAUCUAUUAAAAAUAGAAGACAAAUGCAUACCCCUCACAUGUGUGUUUAAUUAUGUGCUAGAUUAGCUUCUGGUUUUGCAUUUGUUAUACAUGUAAGACAAUUUAUAUUGGACACAGAAUAUUAUUAUUGUUUUAUUACCCGAUCGCAUCUAAAUUCUGCAGAUCCACCACCCACGCAGGGACAAUUAGUACCACAUUUUUGACCUGAUUAGUGCUUGCAAUCUCUAUGUAUUGGUAUCAAUAUACCUAUUUGACCUAACUAUCAUCAUGAGUUGUUUCCAGUGCUUAACACUAACUAGGUUCGUUGCUUUCUAAUAGUUCAAGAAAAUCUUUCCUUUGCUUGCUUGCACAAUCAAAGCCCCAAGCUUCUCAUGGUGCCCCUAAUGCUUCAAAUUCAUAAUGUUCCUUCCCUUCCUCUCUGUACUUCUCUGAUUGCGCUAGUUAUCCUAGUUCUAUAUUGGAAGAGAUUGAAAAGCAGCCAUACCUCAAGUCUUAGUCUGCCCCCAGGUCCGCGGAAGCUACCCGUUAUAGGAAACUUGCUUCAGUUGGUAGGCUCGCUACCUCAUCAUUCUCUAAGAGACUUGGCCAAGAGGUAUGGACCAAUCAUGCACAUCAAAGUGGGACAAGUAUCAGCCGUAGUGAUUUCAUCUCCGGAACUAGCUGAAGAGGUGUUGAGGACACAUGAGACUGCCUUCUCGCAACGCCCCACUGUUUUUGCUAUUGAGGUUUUGUCUUAUGAUUUUUCAAGUAUCCUCUUUUGUCCUAAUAAUGAUUACUGGAGACAAAUGCGCAAGAUUUGCGUGUCGGAGCUCUUAAGUACAAAGCGUGUGCAUUCUUUUGCAUCAAUAAGAGAAGAAGAGGCAUGGAAUCUUGUCGAAACAGUUUAUUCUUCAGCAUCACAGCCACAGCUAGUGGUCAACCUCAGCGAGAUGAUUUUCUCCAUGCAAAACGGCAUCACUGCCCGGGCAGCCUUGGGGAAGAAGUGCAAACAUCAACAAGAAUUUACCUCAUUGAUCGAUGAAAUCAACCAGCUUGCAGGAGGCUUUGCAGUGCCAGAUUUGUUCCCUUCUCUCAAAUUCCUUCGUCAUGUCACACGUUUCAAGCCUGCCCUUGAGAAAAUACACGGCAAAAUGGACAGGAUGCUUGAUGAAAUCAUCAAUGAUCAUAAAGUGAAAAGAGAAUCAUCAGCUGGUGAUGAUCCUCUGCAAGAAGAUAUAGUUGAUGUGCUUUUACAACUUCAGGAGUGUAGUUAUCAGAUCCAGCUUGAUGUCAAAACCAAGCAUAUCAAAGCUAUCACAAUGGACACGUAUACUUCUGGAAGUGAAACUUCAGCAACUACCACAGAAUGGGCAAUGGCAGAACUAGUGAGAAAUCCAAGAGUAAUGGAGAAAGCACAAGCUGAGAUACGACAACUUCUUGCAGGCAAGAAGAAAAUCCAUGAUGCAGACAUUAAAAAACUAGACUACCUGAAAUUGGUCGUAAAGGAAACUCUACGGUUACACCCUCCUCUUGCCUUAAUCGCAAGACAAGCCACUCAGACAUGUAAAAUUAGUGGAUAUGAUAUACCAUCUGAAACCAAACUCCUGGUCAAUGCUUGGGCAAUUGGGAGAGACCGAAGGCAUUGGGGGCGCUAGUGCUGAUUGCUUUGAGCCUGAAAGGUUCCAAGGUUCUUCCAUUGAUUUUAAAGGGACCAACUUCUAAUUUAUUCCAUUUGGGGCUGGUAAGAGAAUCUGUCCAGGCAUAUCAUUUGGAACUGCAUCAGUUGAGAUUGCACUUGCUCAACUGUUGUACCACUUCAACUGGAAACUCCCCAAUGGGACAAAAUUAGAAGAGCUUGACAUGACUGAAUCAAUGGGAAUGAGCGCAAGGAAGAAGAAUGACUUGAAAGUUAUUGCCACUCCUUACAUUCUGUAAUGAAACAAUUAGCUUCUCUUUAAAGUUUUUCCAAAUGCAUUUACUACUCAUUGUUUUAAUGUAUCUCUUAUGUGCUUCUAACAAGGACGCUUUGAAUAAUAUCUAUUUACAAGAGGAUUGUAAAUAGGCUGUAUUGUAGACAUUCGCUUGGAAUAAGAGUCAUUUAUGCUGGGACAAAUUCUAUGUACUCCUUGACCCAUGCA
Molecule: messenger RNA, 2490 nt
Organism: Rosa chinensis
Lineage: Eukaryota; Viridiplantae; Streptophyta; Magnoliopsida; Rosales; Rosaceae
Product: desmethyl-deoxy-podophyllotoxin synthase
Exons: 2
Coding region: 745-2007 (420 amino acids)
Molecular function (GO): oxidoreductase activity, acting on paired donors, with incorporation or reduction of molecular oxygen; iron ion binding; monooxygenase activity
Source: RefSeq, a predicted model, not a curated record